AUGGCUAAAAUUACUAGGCUUGAGGUUGAGAAUACUGAUGUUAAAGCCAAGUAUAAUGAGGCUAUGAAUGAGGUUAUGAAGCUAAGGGCCGAGCUCAAGAGUAGAAUCGAGGAGCGUGAUGAUGCAAUUGCUGAACUUAAGGCUGAAGUAAUGAAACUAAGGGAUAACAAUGAGAUGAUCAAACAGCCAACCCAAGAUAUUUCUCCCGAGGAAAUUGUUAAUGUACCUAGCUCUGUUGAUAAUGCUUCUGAGGUUUCAUCCAAAUCUAAAAUUCAAUUUUCUUACAUGAGUAAGCAGAAGACAUUGGAAGAUAAAGAGACGGACGCUUUCUUAAA
Messenger RNA from Acaulospora morrowiae, 335 nucleotides. The record is from the annotation of a GenBank genome assembly. NCBI's taxonomy places the organism in Eukaryota, Fungi, Glomeromycota, Glomeromycetes, Diversisporales, Acaulosporaceae.